Fimicolochytrium jonesii is the source of this 1545-nucleotide messenger RNA. RefSeq lists its product as uncharacterized. The record is from RefSeq and is a predicted model, not a curated record. The transcript has 4 exons. The coding region runs from base 202 to 1353 and encodes 383 amino acids. NCBI's taxonomy places the organism in Eukaryota, Fungi, Chytridiomycota, Chytridiomycetes, Spizellomycetales, Powellomycetaceae.
GGAACAGCGGCCCGGAAAAGACCUGGAUACACGAUGGGAAGCAUUUAGCUACAGCGAAGAGAGGCAAAAGCGCGAUUGCAUCGGAAGUACCCCUGUCAGUGGUGACCUCGACCUCGACAGUGGGGUUACCACGGGAGUCGAAGAUCUGCCUGGCGUGAACCUUCUUGAUAGACAUGUUUGUGCGAGUAAGUGUAGGGUAGUAUGCAAGUGCGGUUUGUGAGGUGCAGAGAGCAGUGCAGAUGGAGGAAGCAGCGAGCGAGUGUGGUGGGAGCGAAAGGGAAGGCCAGCCAGAAGGCCAGCAGAAUAAAUGGCUUUGCGAGUGCCUUCUCGGUCACCACCGCGUCGCAUCGAUGGCUAUCAGGAAGGACUCGGGAGACGACAGAGACUCCCUCCGCGCGAGAACUGGAGAACACACUCGCUCGCCUACCUGGAGACAACCCCCACCAGAAAGUCGGAACGCCCCGGGGGUUCUGCGCUUCUGACUCCCUUUGUCGCUCACCCUCCUCCGGUCUCUUCCGAAAACAACCUUCGUGCCCAUCUUCGCAAAGGAGAACUGGUUACUUGAUCCAAAACGCAGAAUGUGCAGAAGAAACAGUCAUGACUGCGCAACCCGGCACUUUUGUCGCUUUGGCACAAGCUACGCCAGGGUCAACUCCGGGCACCUCGCCCGGAAGUUCCAACGCAUCCCUGUCCUCAAAUGCCUCGCUCUACGGGAGUCGUCUGUUCCUUGUCGCUUACAAACCGGCAGGCUCAAGAAAUAAUCUCCUUUGCUAUCCGGUCACAAAUCUGGGAAACACAGCCGUCUCGACCAAGUACCCUCAUCCUACGCAAGUGUCGUUACGCUGCAAUUACAUUCCUCUCGGACGAACCCCGAACCAUGAGAUCAUCUGCAUCGCGACAAGCCAGGGCUCCACUUUCAGCAACCCGUCAUAUCUGAAUGUUGGCGCUCCUGUCACGAUCGAACGUUCGAAAGUCACUACUCCAGCCGUCGGAGUUAUUUCGGUUUUUGUUUCGGAAUUGAAGGAUAUCAACCAAUUGGCGCAUCAAAUCUGGACUGGGGCGGAACUUACCCGCCUGCUGGCGCAGCCAACAGCCAUUUCAGAAACCGAAGAUCACGCCGGGGACGGGGACGGUGCGGCAGAUAAGAAAGAUGAUGAGAAUAGGGAUGGAAAGUUUGAUGAGAAGGAUGGCGGGGCUGGAGUCGGUGAUUGCAGUGAUGGAAAAACUGCGGAUUCGUCUGGUGGUAGCAGCAUCGGAGCUAAAAAGCAGAUCCCAUUGGACUACGAAGAUUUUCCUCCAGAGGAUUUCACCGAGUUGACUUUGAGUUUUCUUCCCGCAUCAACCUGCUCAUGAUUAUAUGUGUCGCAAUCUUCGUCCAUUUAGAAGGCACGUUAACCCUUUGAGUGCAACAGACUGUACAUUUAUAAAUGGGGGGAGGUCACGUUGAGUGUAUUGUUUCUGUUGAUAUAUGAGUAUGUCGCUGCGCCCCACGUACAGGUCUCUUUUAUGCGAGAAGGUAGUGGACGGUAAUAACAAUCAGAUAGG